CGCACCACACCGUCCACACCACGCAGAUUGCGCUUGACUAACCUUGGCGACGGGCGACGGUCGUGCUUCAAGGAGAGGUUACUUGAGGGAAGAAUAGGCCUAAUACUUAACACUUUUUAAUAAAAAUGGCAAGUGACAUUAGAAAAAAUGGGAAUGUCAACCCUUCUGACCUUAAACGAGUUACUGUUGUGUUGGGUGCACAAUGGGGCGAUGAAGGGAAAGGAAAAGUUGUGGAUAUGCUUGCUGCACAUGCUGAUCUUGUCUGUCGUUGUCAGGGAGGCAACAAUGCAGGUCACACAGUUGUGGUAGAAGCUCAGGAGUUUGACUUUCAUCUGCUACCAAGUGGAAUCAUCAACCCCAAGUGCAAGUCAGUUAUUGGCAAUGGAGUGGUUAUUCACUUGCCAGGAUUAUUUGAUGAACUGCAAAAGAACGAGGACAAAGGCCUGAAGGAUUGGAAGAACCGGUUAUUGAUAUCAGACAGAGCUCACAUUGUUUUUGAUUUCCAUCAGCAAGUCGAUGGUUUGCAAGAACAAGAGAAGGGCAAGCAGUCUUUGGGAACCACCAAGAAGGGCAUUGGUCCUGCCUACUCGUCUAAAGCUACCAGAAAUGGACUGAGGAUAGCUGAUCUGCUUGGGGACUUCAAAACCUUCUCUGAAAAGUACAAGAGCCUGGUAGAGUCGUAUCAACGUAUGUUCCCGUCGCUGGAGGUGGAUGUGGAGGCAGAGCUGAAGCGCUACCAACAGUUUGCUGAUGUGAUACGACCACUGGUUGUGGAGACUGUCAGUUACCUCCACUCAGCUCUGCGGCAAGGCAAGAGUAUCCUGGUGGAGGGAGCCAAUGCUGCCAUGUUAGACAUUGACUUUGGAACUUACCCAUAUGUAACAUCGUCCAACUGCAGUAUAGGAGGAGUUUGCACUGGACUCGGCUUACCUCCCUCCACCAUAGGAGAGGUAGUGGGAGUCGUCAAGGCAUACACUACUAGGGUGGGAGACGGCCCCUUUCCUACUGAACUUAAAGAUGAUGUGGGGGAUCUGCUCCAGACCAGAGGAGGAGAGAUUGGAGUGACGACCAAACGUAAGCGGAGAUGCGGCUGGCUGGACGUCCCUCUGUUGCAGUACACAUCCAUGGUCAAUGGUUAUACCAAAAUCUGCCUGACAAAGCUAGAUAUUCUGGACACUCUUCCAGAGAUAAAACUAUGUGUCGCCUACAAGAAGAACGGACAACCAAUUGACUACUUUCCUUCAAGUGCUGCUGAACUUGCAUUAGUUGAGCCGCAAUAUGAAGUGAUGCCUGGGUGGCAGUGUAACAUUGAGGAUGUGAGAGACUACAACUCUCUACCUGCCAAUGCUAAGGCCUAUGUGGAGAAGAUUCAGGACCUAGUCCAAGUACCAGUGAAGUGGAUUGGCGUCGGAAAAGGAAGGGAAUCCAUCAUCAAUGUUGAAUAACAUCAAAUACGUUGUUUAUAUUUACUCAAUUGUUAAUUUCUUCUCUGCAAGCACAAAAUUAAAGAUGAAGUAGCCAGUAAAGUUAAUCUAUUCGCUAUUAUUUAUUUAAGUGUGUUCAUGCAUUAUCGUUGCAAGGAAUGUUGUUUGUUUUAAUUGAUAUAAUAGUUCUGAAAUACCGUAAUUUAUUUGGCUGUGUAUAGUAUACAGAUUACACUCAUUCAAAAUGGAAUGAUGAAGCCUCUUUUAUAGUUUGUUUCAACUAACGUUAAAUUAGCCCCUAAAUAAGAGUGUAUGUCAAAUGGUUGUAGAUUCUUUGUAUCGAUUUAAACAUUGAUCAUUAGCUUGGCUCUUAGUAUUCAUGGUCAAAUGUAUACUUAACCAUUUGUGAACCAUUUUCAAUAGACUACUCAUUAAGGGGUUAAUUUGACCUUGUUGGAAAUCUGAUCAAAUAUUUAUUUUUUAAUCAGCUGCUGUAAAAAUGGGUUUUUAUUGGUUAAAUCGCCCAACUUGUGAUUUGAAUCAUGGGAUGUUAAAUACUUAAAAAGUGGAGAAUACAUUUUAAAUCCUCUUAGUAAAAUGGUUUUAACUGUACUAAGUAACCAUAACCACUUUUGCCUUUUAAAUGUAGAAUAAGUUAUAUUUUUUUAUACUUUUACUGUACAUUGUGAUUGGAAUUUAAAUGUAUUUUACUGUAUUGCAUACAUUAUGUUAGCAUACCUUGGUUUUAAAUUGUCGUAUACCAAAAAGAAAUAGGUAUACAAAUUUGAAAUUGGCUGGGUCCUUAUAUUUUACAAUAAUGUUUAUUUCUUUUAAAUCUUUGUAGGUGGUUACUUGUUUAUUUUAUUUGAUAGUUCUCUUAACAUUCUAUACCAUUUUUUAAUUUUUAUUCUACAUUCCUAUUUUCUUAUUAAACAGUUUUACCUCAUAUUGUUAAGUCUGUCAAUGACUAUCUUUAUUCAAGUAUUCAAAGCAACAAGACAAAUUUUAAAAUAAAUACUAGUGUGGCUGAUACAAGGGCCUUGGUAAGUGUUUAGAGACAAAUGUUUCCAACACUAUAAUCUACUACUUUUACUUAAUGUAUGUUUGGUAUAUUUCUGUGACCCAACGUGCAGUACUGGUUUCUCAAGCAAAACAGUUAAUUUUUCCAGACACUUAAGGUUUGGGGUGUUUGCCAGCAGAAGAACUAACACUCAUAUUACAAAGAAAAUAACGUAGUAUUUUGUGUUUGUUCGGACAGUUCUACAUUUUAACAGUUGUAAUGCAAACAAUAGAAAACAAGAAAUUUUGUGACACAUUUAUAACACAAAAUUCAUAUUUGUUUGGUUCAGCUGUGUGAAGGUUAAUUUAAUUUCCAGCGUUUCCAGCUCAAAUAUCUUUUAUAAGACGAAAUUACUCUUAGACGCGAUUCAAGCCUCACUUUCAUUCUUAAAAGAUAAAAAUGAAAUCUGCUAUUUUAUAUUUAGUCUACAAUUUUUCUUCUCCAGUUAGGGAGUUUAUCUAGGAUGUCGGAGAGCCUUCUAUGUCAGGGUAUUUUAUCGUGUUGAAGCCAGGAUUUGUAAUGCAUAAGAAUUUGCUGAACAAGGUCACACAUCUUUAUGCUUUCUGAUCAGGAUGUAGUAAAUCUAAGAUCAAAUAUGCUUUUUGAUAGUUCUUUGAUCAACAUUAUGGAUUUUAAUUGUAACAUACCUUACCUAGCUAUACUAGAGGCAAAAUAUCUUGAGCUUUAGCUGCAGGAAUAGAAUAAAUAACAUCAGCUAAACCAAUUCAGUCACUCCAUUCCACCUUUAUCAGCUGUAUGUACAUUGCAUUGCUCGAUAUAUUGCCGUUAAAUCUGUGCGUAAUUUAUGAGGUUCAAGAUAUUUUGUGUCUAGCAUGUAGACUUAUUAAAUUUGUUAGUAAACUGUGUUUCUAUUUUUCUUUUGAAAAAUACCCAUUUAUUAAUAUUAAACCUAAUGUUAUCGUACCAAAGAAUGAAAUAAAUGAAAGAAUAAUCCUUGUUCGUAAUAAUAUUGAAUUGUAUGUUUUCAGUAUUGAGUCAAAACACACUAAUUGUGUAUUAUUAAUACCAUUCAACUUAAUAUUUGUUUACAAUUAUGUAACGCAAAAAAAAUUGUUUUCAUAGUUUUAGGUGUAUGUCAAAUAUGUUACCAUGUAUAUUUUUGUAUCCUUAUUUUCACUCCUGUAAUUGUUUUAAUUUUAUGUUUCAUUGCCGGUGCUCUAACUUUUAAACUUGUAGUUAUUUAAAGAAAUUACAUGUACAUACGGUAUGCUAGUUAUUUCAAAAGACAUCAGGGGGGGCUAUUUUUGAUGAGUACAAAUCGUUUGGAUUAAGCUCUCUUUAUAUUUGACAAAAAACUCACCUGCCUGUGGAAAAAACUUUUACUAAAGUUUAAAAAUUUCAGUAUUUUAAAUGUGGGAAUAUUUUAAUUAUCAGUGCCUAAUAAGGUAUUGCAUGAAUAAUUAUGAAUUCUUUGUUAAUUAUUGUUUUAAUACCUACCUGUGCGAUAAUAUUUUACUGCAAUUUGUUUUUACACUUAAUUAUGAUCAUUUUAUUAUUUAUUUCUUGAAUAAAUGGUUGUUAUUAUACUGGUG
Messenger RNA from Macrosteles quadrilineatus (aster leafhopper), 4037 nucleotides. RefSeq names its product adenylosuccinate synthetase (gene Adss). The coding region runs from base 126 to 1445 and encodes 439 amino acids. The record is from RefSeq and is a predicted model, not a curated record. The transcript is spliced from 10 exons. Gene Ontology annotation, molecular function: GTP binding; adenylosuccinate synthase activity. Lineage: Eukaryota; Metazoa; Arthropoda; Insecta; Hemiptera; Cicadellidae. Gene Ontology annotation, biological process: 'de novo' AMP biosynthetic process; IMP metabolic process. Gene Ontology annotation, cellular component: cytoplasm.